Messenger RNA from Hansenula ciferrii, 708 nucleotides. RefSeq lists its product as uncharacterized. Bases 1 to 708 code for a protein of 235 amino acids. NCBI's taxonomy places the organism in Eukaryota, Fungi, Ascomycota, Saccharomycetes, Phaffomycetales, Wickerhamomycetaceae. The transcript has a single exon. The record is from RefSeq and is a predicted model, not a curated record.
AUGAAGUUACAAAUUUUAACACUGUUGACCUUUAUUUCCCUUGCCUUAGCUAAAAGAGUUUACGAUUACGAUCGUUUUAAAGCUGAAGGUGACAAAAUCAUCAACAUCAAUAAGAGAGAUCAAGGUAUUGAACAACAACCAAUAUUUUCCAUUCCAAAAAUUAUGGAUCCAAAGAAGAUUUAUAUUCCAGAAGGUGAAGGACCACAACAAGGUCCUACAUUACUCACUUCAAGUCUUUCAAUAUUGAAGGAUGUUUCUGUUUUUGCCUCAUAUGUUAGAGAUAAUGUCGAUAUCUCCACAAGAUUCAACAACAAACAUGAUCAAACUAUUGUCUUUGCACCAAAAGAUUCUGGUAUUGAAUCAUUGGGAUUGAAACCAUGGCAAUUUCCAAAUAGUAUUGAUGAAGACACCAAAUCAGAACAAGAAAUUGAUGAGUUAACACAAAAGAAUAUUAAUGAUUUUAUCAAAUCACACAUUGUUGAUGGUACAGUUCCGUUCAACGCUCUGGAUGAUAAUAAGAAAGGUGUUCAGUUUGUUACACAAAAUGGUAAAAACAUCAAGCUUGUAAAUGAUGAAGGUGAUUAUUAUUGUACUGCUGUUACAGAUGGUAAAGAUCAAGAAUGGAUCAAAGUUGAAAAAACCAUUGAUGCUGAUAAUGGUGUUAUCUUACUUAUUGGUACACCUUUGAGUAUUCCAUUAAAUAACUGA